AUGAUUGACGUUCUCAUGGGAUAUGAGAAUUACACAAAUGUACAUAAUAUAUAUAUCACCAUAACACGACUUAGUCAUACAAAUAUCUACGACUGUGAAAGCAUUCACACCGAAAACAAUGAAGAAUCUUACUCUCCUCAUAUUCACCGCAAUACUUGUGGGUCUCCUUUGCACACCAGCUGCCGGAAGUCUGUUGUUGCUACCGUUGUCAAUCAGACUUGCACUGAAACCAAUGCUCAAAAUGGGUUGCAGACUUAUGCCUAGGUAUCUGGUCCCGACAGCGGAGGAGAUAGCCACCUUCUGAUCUUUGAAUUACUGUGUGUUUUACACAAGGUUACUUGGAAUUGUGAAACUUUGUUGAUGUAAUAAAACCAG
This is a messenger RNA of Trichobilharzia szidati, 375 nucleotides long. The record is from the annotation of a GenBank genome assembly. Lineage: Eukaryota; Metazoa; Platyhelminthes; Trematoda; Strigeidida; Schistosomatidae.